AUGAACAACAGUGUGACCAAAUUCAUUUUGCUUGGAUUGACACAAGAUGGAGAUAAGCAGAAGGUGAUAUUUGCAAUCUUCUUGGUUCUAUACCUAAUGACUCUGUUGGGGAACUUCGUCAUCCUGGUGACCAUUAAAACAAGCCAGACCCUCGGCAGCCCCAUGUACUUUUUCCUCUUCUACUUGUCCUUUGCUGAUGCUUGUUUCUCCUCAAGCACAGCCCCAAGACUGAUUGUGGAUUCCCUUUCUCAGAAGAAGAUCAUUUCCUACGAGGAAUGCAUGACCCAAGUCUUUGCAGCCCAUUUCUUUGGGUGCAUGGAGGUCUUUGUGCUCAUCCUCAUGGCCUUUGAUCGCUACGUGGCCAUCUGUAAGCCUCUGCGGUACACAACCAUCAUGAGCCAACGCGUCUGUGGCAUGCUGGUGUCCCUGGCCUGGGUGGGAUCUUGCAUCCAUUCCUCCGCACAGAUUGCCCUGGCUUUGCAGUUGUCCUUCUGUGGCCCCAACGUGAUUGAUCACUAUUUCUGUGACUUGCAGCCCCUGCUGAAACUCGCCUGCAUGGACACAUAUGUGAUAAACUUGUUGGUGGUGUCUAAUAGUGGGGCCAUAUGCAUGGUGAGCUUCAUAACUCUGCUCAUCUCCUACGCAGUUAUCUUGUACUCUCUGAGAAGCCACAGCAGAGAAGGAAGGCAGAAAGCCCUGUCCACGUGUGCCUCCCACUUCACUGUGGUUGUCAUAUUUUUUGUUCCCUGUAUAUUUAUAUACAUGCGUCCAGCAACUAUAUUUUCAGUGGACAAGAUUGUGGCCGUGUUUUACACGAUUGGCACACCCUUACUCAACCCUCUCAUCUACACUCUGAGGAAUUCAGAAGUCAAAAGUGCCCUGAAAAAGUUGCUGUGUGGUAUAACUUCUGUUGACACAUGA
Molecule: messenger RNA, 921 nt
Organism: Octodon degus (degu)
Lineage: Eukaryota; Metazoa; Chordata; Mammalia; Rodentia; Octodontidae
Product: olfactory receptor 4C11-like
Exons: 1
Coding region: 1-921 (306 amino acids)
Biological process (GO): G protein-coupled receptor signaling pathway
Cellular component (GO): membrane
Molecular function (GO): G protein-coupled receptor activity; olfactory receptor activity
Source: RefSeq, a predicted model, not a curated record